This is a messenger RNA of Entrophospora sp. SA101, 367 nucleotides long. Lineage: Eukaryota; Fungi; Glomeromycota; Glomeromycetes; Entrophosporales; Entrophosporaceae. The record is from the annotation of a GenBank genome assembly.
AUGAUAGCCGUCUGGGAUCAGGAUCAAGUUAGUUCGGAUGCCGAGUGUGGAAAAGCCUAUUUUAAGCUUGAUAUAGAUUCCUAUGAUGAUUUUUUGGCGCAUGAUUUGUGGCUUGACUUGAAACCUCAGGGGCGUGUGCUUGUGCGAAUCAGUAUGGAAGGUGAAAAAGAUGAUAUCCAAUUUUAUUUUGGAAAAGCCUUCAGAUCAUUAAAACGAGCUCGUGAUGAUAUGAUCAGAACCACUAUUUCACCAUAUUUAAGACAAUGUUUAUCACGAGAGGUCGUCAAGAAUUUGUUGAGGCCUUCCAGCACAACAGCCACUUCACUUAAACAAAUAUUCAAGGAGACAGCAGCUGGGAAGGGUUCUC